Porites evermanni is the source of this 11625-nucleotide messenger RNA. Lineage: Eukaryota; Metazoa; Cnidaria; Anthozoa; Scleractinia; Poritidae. The record is from the annotation of a GenBank genome assembly.
AUGGUAAGUUAACGGGACGGUGUGAGUUGUGAAAAGCAUGAAGUUCUUCCAUGCCAUGCUCGGAUUUUUUUUCGUCUCUGGUAUUGCGAGAGUUACGUUAUCAUCAUCAUCAUCAUCACCAGUAUCAUCGCCAUCAGUAUCAUCGCUAUCAUCAUCAUCAAUAUCAUUAUCAUCAUCGAUAUUUCCUAAUACGAUCUUCAUUACCAUCAUCACCAUCAUCAUCACCAUCAUCAUCAGCAAUAGAUCACAGAUGACAUCAGUGUUUGAUAAGAACAAAAAAGUGGCACAAGAACCAGCAGCGAGUGUUUCACUGAUGUUCUUUAUACAUUUUGACUUAGCAUGUUCGUUUUAUACAUGAAAAGAAAUGAACAACUACAAACUUGCCUACAGACUUUUGAGGAUAUGUGCCAGUUUAGGCAUUUUCCAAUUCACAAACGCUACGAUUCGUCUCUUCUUCGUCUUUUUUUGUUUAUCUUGCUUGUGGACAGUUUCCCUAAAACAGUGAUAACAGAAAAUGAAUGCAACUGUUGCGAAGAUUUCGUCCAGUUUCGGCAUUUCCAAGAUCUUUUAUUUCCCGGUUUCUCCGUUUUUCUUGCUUGCAAACAGCUCCUGCUUAACUGCUUAACUCUUUUCGCUUAUCCCUCGGCUCCAAGAAGAGCAAAAACAAAUGCCUGUGAUCUGUUGCAAAAUCAAAAAGAAGCAUUCAAAGUAUGGAGCUUUACUUAUACUCGCCUUUGAUAAAUUACGGUCACAUUUCACAUUUACAUUACUUAUUUUUAAACGAUUUUGAGCAGACAUAACUUAUAAAAGGGACAACAAAUUCAACAGGAAUACACUCAAACUGAAUAGUCUGCCGCAUAAGGUGCUAGACUUACACAUGUUUCCUCCGCGGAAUAAAUAAAUAAACUCUACCAAUAACAAUAUUUCGUCCCGUACAUUAUAAGAAGCUAUGUCAACGAGUAUUAUGACGCGAACUUGAGGGAUCUCGGCUUGAUCUCGACUGUUCUUUCCCGGUCGCACGCGGAGCAUUUUCCUCUGAAACGUCCUUAUUUCUCUUCGCCGAAGCAGGUGUUACUCCAGUUGGCGAUCCAAGUUAAGUAGAUCUCUUUGCCUGCAUUAUUACUUCAUCUCGGUUUCAAAUAUUUCGACAUAAUAAGCUUACACAGACACCCGUGAACUUGACGUGUUGACAUUUCAAUGACAAGUUAAUUAAUAAAGGGCGGAUCGGCGGCAUCAAAGGCAUGUUUCCAGGCUCCGCCGCCCUUUUCCCUCCCCAGACUACCUCUCGACUCGCUUCGUUUGCCGACUUUUCUUCUCUUUUUUUGCGGAGCCUGGAUGUCUUAGCGGUUUCUGAAUACUGGCUUAAUUCUUCAGUGAAGAACGCAGAGUUAGAGAUCGAAGGCUACAAAAUUUCCAGACUGGAUAGACAGAAGAAUAUUGGUGGCGGUGUAUGUAUACGCACACGUCAUUCCUUGAAAACGAAGGUGUUAGAAGACCUACAAGUACAACAUAAGGAAAUAAUUGUUCUUGGUGAUUUAAGCUGUGAUCUGUUAAAGAGCUGCUGUGAAAGAAACACCCUGAAGGAUUUGUGUGACACCUUGAAGCUUAAUCAGCUUGUAACUUCACCAACCAGAGUUACGCCGCAAUUACCGUUUUUAAUUGAUGUUAUUUUAGCAACAAAAAUUAAACACCAGUGUUGUCAAGGAAACUAGAGUGGUUGAGUUUGGGGUUUCUAGUUCAGCACUAGAAUGGUUUAAGAGCUACAUGCAUGAUCGCCAGCAGUACGUACGAAUUAGCUCUGAAAUCUGGUAUGCGGAAACCUACACACUGAGUUCCACAGAGAUCUAUUCUGGGACCGGCCUUAUUUAAUGUGUGCAUCAACGAUUUGCCUGGCAUCCCAGAUUAUUGCUCCUUGCCUCGUAGAUGAUUCCAAAUUACAACUAUUAUUCCCAGUCAAGGCCUCUCAGAGCCCCUAUCCCAUUAUAGUCUAUUCUGUGGCCAAUUAUAGACCCCAUCUCAGUCAGUUUNUCCCAUUAUAGUCUAUUCUGUGGCCAAUUAUAGACCCCAUCUCAGUCAGUUUUGGGCAAAUAUGUAAUUUUUGCGAUCCCAACUUAGUCACUUUCUAUUUAUGUAUCUACCUUAUAUUAAAUGAAAAACACUCUAGUUUUCACCAACAGUACAAACAUUCUGGUACGUUUGCUGACCGCUAAUAUGAAGAACUGUCUUACCCCAAAUAUCAGAAUAUGUGCGACCCCAUUUUAGUAACUCUAUUGAAAAUGCGACUCCAUUAUAGUCAAUCCAGUCUUGAAAAUGCAACCCCAUCCAGCGGCACAUCCCCAUUAGCCUCUUAUAAGGAAGUACCCUCCCUGGGACACAAACACUUUAUUAAAUGUUAUAAAUGCUCUCGUCUUUAGCAAACGCUACUACUGUUCCUCUGUUUUGUCUAAGACAACGAACAAGAAUAUCAACAAAUUACAGCAUGUUCAAAACUUCGCAGCGAGGAUCAUAACCCGUCCGUGUACAUAUGAUCUCAUCACUUCUGUUCUUAGAGAACUAAAAUAGCUGCCUGUCUCAUCCAUGCUUGUCUGCCGGGUGGCAUACUGGCUUUUCAAGUGCUUAAGGGGAUGGGCUCCGGACUAUCUGGCCAAAAAAAAAUAAUAAAGCGAGGUCCUUAAAUUCACAACAGAGACACGCGCAACAAGAAUAAGAUAGACAUUCCCAGCUACAGAACUGCCUUAGGUCAAAGGACCUUUCAUUAUCAGGCCGUUUCACUGUGGAACUCCUUACCCGAAAGGCUCACUAAGAUAACAAGCAUUGGGGCAUUCAAGAAGAAACUUAUGCGCUAUUUAGAAUCGUUUUACUAAGCAGUCUAUUUUUAAGACAGGGUUACUUAUUAUUUUUGUCUUCUUAGGCAAUACCUCUGUGCCUACCAAACAAUUGCACUUGGGAUUCUGAGACAGGUCUGAGGGUUUCAUCGGAAGAGGAACGUCGAUACCUGUAUGUAGUGGAAGACGCCCUUGAACAACUCAGGAAAAUAAAAGGUAAAUCAGUGGCACAAUAUCAUUAAUUAAAACUUCCUAUUUGUCAGUUGGGAUGAUUGAUGAUGGUAAUUGAACCGAGUAAAGUGCAAUUUGGUCUGAAAUCACACGCAUGAUUUUAAAAUCAGACGAGUGCGAAGUGCGAGUUCAAUUUAAAAUCACAAGUAAUAUUUCAGAACAAAAUUGCACGACACGAAGUUCAAUUACCACUUUAUUGCAGCCAUUUUGAUAUCUCUGAAUUCAGCCAGUACCAAAUUAUAUUGAUCUAGUCCUCGGUUUGUUGAAAAGUGGAAGCAAAAGGGCCGUUUCAUCUCAUUCUGAUGCGACUAUAGAGCAAAAAUGAUGUAAUUUAGAACAAAAAUGAUGCAAUUUAGAACAGAAAGACGCAAUUUAGAACAGACGUCAUUAAGAGCAAAAAAUAGUGCGAUUCGUGAAUAAUUAUCACACUGCUGAGAACCAAUCAUGUUGUAGGGAUCACCAGUGAUUUUAAAAUGGAGAUGAUAAAAGGUAAUACUUAAAUUAACUAAUUAAUGAAAUUUGUUGCAUAUAUGAUUUAAGUUAUAGGAAAUGAACGAUGCACUUUAUUACUUUGCGUUAAUUUGACGCAUCUUAAUUUACGUCAAUGUUAGUUUAUAACUUACUCCGGGAGAAGAGUUCGUUUAAAUCACACCAUUACAUUAUUGUUGUUUUACAGCACCUUUAUUUCAUAACAAAACCUCGGCUGCUCAUAGUUCUCAAUACCUCGGAGUCACUAUCUGGCAGUUCUUCUGUGAGAAUUGAGUUCAAAAUGUCUUUCGACUGGUCUUUGUAUUGAUCCGUUUCCCCAAGGGGGUUAUACCAUAAACUUCUUCAGUCUUUGUAACAAUGAGAUAACAAUAACUGGAAAUGCUGCUUUUUUCUCCUUUCGCGAUAUGUAUCUUGAGAAGUUUGUAUUGCAGCGAAUUCGCGUAAAAUAAAGUUAGCCGCACAUUGUUUUCGAAAAUUUAGCGUUAAUUUGAUGUAUGUAAACCUAAUUUUAAACAGUAUUUGUGAGAAGUUUUUGACGGAUAAGUUGAAGCUUACAAAUGCUUUUUGCUGGAGGUGUGAAUGCGUCAAUAUGGUCAGAAGACGUUCAACAGAAGCAUUCUCUGCGAAUAUUUUUUACGUUGUCUACAAGCAUUUGCAACCUGUUUUCUGGAGAUGAAUGAAGUAUACUGGGAACUAAGUUUGAUCUUUAUGGUAUUGAGUUAUGUCUACAUAAAAGCGAUUUUUAUGUGGCCUCGCGGUUGCUCUUGAGAAGACAAUCGUUUCUUUCGUACGUAUAGCAGUACAUCGAAAACAAGAUAGCGGAAGAUUGUUGUUAGGACCCAAUACGAAAACGUCGGUACGAUCAUUUUUCAUUAAACAAUUAUCCUAUAUGCAUUUAAUUGUUCUGAACAGGAAAACUCUAAAACUGAACUUAAUUGUUUCAGGUAAUACUCAAGGGUUAAUUAAGUGUCCAUUUUUUCCUUGAAACUUUACUUUUCACCUUUUACUGGCUUGUUUAUCUCGAAAUGUCGUCUUCCUCCCCACAUCAAGUUAAAGAUUAACGAAACCAAGAACACUUCCACGAAUGGUUUGAUAAAGGCUGUGAAAAAUCGCCUUAUGCAGUACUUUUAGCUUUCUUCACCGGUCCUAUCUCGUUUGAGAAAUAAUAUACAUACACCUCAACUAUAAAUUUUAAUUUCAUUUUAUGAUAUGCCGGUAAGAUUGUGUUUUAAAAAUAACUCUAUCAUUUAGUUUUACAGAGGAAACGAAUUACAGCAAUCGGUUUGAAUUCUGAUUUUUUCCACCUCAUUUUGUUGGUACACUGUUUAUCUACAUUUCAUUAUGCAAAUAAAUGUAAGAUUUGGGCGUUUUAAAGAAAAUCUAGCCUAACUCCCCGACCCCAAAAUAGCACGAAAUGAAACGUUAUCAAUCACUUUGAAAUAAAUCAACGCAUUUGUUAAAAAAACAAUUGCAUUUAUUCCUAAAUAAUGCCAUUUUGUGGAUACUACAUUUGUUGAUAUGCUAAUUUGUGAAACAUUUCAUUCAUUGUUUAUGAAGACAAACUUAUCACCUGUAUUGCAUCACAUUCUUGUUUUUAUCGAUAUUUGCUUGAUAAUUUUUUCCCAUAGGGUUCUAUGUUCAAGUUACAUAAAGGGUUCAUCUGAAUACAGUAAAAUACUCUCAAUGGAAACAUAAAUAACAGACAAAUUCACUUUCCUAUUUGUGUUAUGUUUAUUGUCGCAUCCCAACUCAUUUGGGUCCCCUAACAGUAGUUUAUCCUCUGUGAGGUAACGGCAUUAUAUGCACCUCUCUCACAAACUUCCAAUUUUAAGGUUAACAGGCUUCGAAGGUGAACAAACAUUAGCCUGUGAACAGGCUCUCUGUUUGGGGAAAAUAUAGCAAGGAAAGGGAAGGGAAAGUGGGGUAUGUGACACGCUCACUGCUAACACUCAAUAUGAUCAUAUCAAAAAAUUACAAAAGUUCAGUGGAAAGGGGUAGAGAGAGGGAAAAAGGAGGGGGGGGAGAAGGGUGGGGGGGGGGGGGAAAGGGGGGGGGGGGGGGGGGGGGGGGGGGGGGGGGGGGGGGGGGGGGUAGAGAGAGCCUGUAGACAAACAUUUGAGGCCACUAUUCCGCCCUCUUGAAAUUAUCCUGCCGAUCAUCUGUCAGCCGGCAAGAUCGUUAUCUGUCAAUCAAUUUCGCGCGUGAGUAACUCCUGGGAAAAUUAACGGGAAAUGAGCCGUGUUUUGCUCCAUCUGGAAACAGAGUGAAAUGGACCGCGAGCCUAAUUGUCGAUUUUGCAAAAAGUCUUUGAUCUCCGGUAAGAAAAUUAAUACGGUGCCGGUCUUUGGCGUUUUAAGAAAUAAGACCUUGCUGGUUGACAGUGGCCAAGACAGCGUUGUAUAGCGCAAGCAUUUGAAUCCUCAAGAUUUCCCCCUGAGCAAGGAGAAAGCUUUUCUGAUUUAAGCUGCUUAACUUGUGUGCGACGGGCCGUUCGUCUUGCUAGUUCAGUUUCUAAUUUAACAUCCUGCAAUGAGCUAACUUGGAAUGCGAAAGUUAAAGAUACUAUUAUGACUUCUCCAGAACGUGAAGCUCCAAAGACAAGUACAAAGAGAUCAGCACCGCUUCGAUCGCCGACAGGAAUUACACCUUUGGGUAUUAAUCCCGGGACUAUUUAUAGCAAUAAAAGGGGGCGGUAGGCCUACACGAAGUUUACCUCAUGCCAAAAUGCUGCUUGUUCCCAUAAGUUUUUCCCUCUGCUGGGUAAAUUAUGCCCUGGAAGGUUCUACAUUUUCAGUGAGCAAAUGUCUUGUUUCACACUGAGAGGUCAUGGCACACCUAUCAAUUUACUGUGGUUUUUGUCUCUGGUCGGCAGGAUUUGCCCUAUGAUGCAAGAGCAUUUUCUUUGACCUCUUUUGAAGAGAAAAACUUUUUAUUGCGGCUGAAUAAGGGUCUUACUUUUCUCCAAAGCGCCUUUUGGAUCUGAAUAACUAAGCGAUUUUCUUCAGUCCAUGAAUGUAAUGUUUUUCUAAAAUGCUGUAUCACGCUGGGCCCAGCUCGUUAGUCUUCUUUGCAGAAUGUUUGAAAAUUAUCACGGAUAGUAAUUUACAGAUCCAAUGUGCAGCUUAAAGCGAAGCUACAUCAACUAUGGAGAAUUGCAUUGUGACUCGAUAAACUCCAGCUUAGUGUUUGUCUAAAGAUAGAGCGAGUCUUUUGACUGGAGCGCAUAGUUCCUCCCUUGGCAAUAGCUUGUGAACAAGCGUAACAGUCUUUGGAGUGUUUUGUUAUUGCCACUUUGUGAUCUAAUCGCGUGCUACGUGCCGACCAAAAAGCCGAUGUCAAUCAGACCUGUCAACAGUCAGUCUUCUGGCCAAUAAGAACUUGCAUCAGGAUCUUAUGCACAGCCAGCUGGUGCCGUGGAACGGCGGUCCCGAAUGUUUGUCUACAGGCCUUUUUGCUUUUCCCUCUCCCUAGUUCCCCGCUCGACCAAAGGCCUGUUCACAGGCGAAACAAACAUCAUCAGAUAGAUUUAUGGAGUAAUGGCCACUCUCUGUUUUCAUGCAUCACUCCUGCUAUUAAAUAAAAAUGAACAAUGAUACAUCGAUUGGCGGACACGUGAGCUGUUAUUCAAGAGUCGCUUUAAACUAGUAACUUUUUAUAGGAAAUCUCCGUAUCUUUUAGUCUUAAAAUAAUUAUAAAAGUAUUUUUCGUUUUUUGUAUUAUAUAGCUGCAACUGUUUGUCUCUGAUGUUAUUGGUGGUGCGGUGGCUCCAAACUUGCGCGUGCGGCUGUAUGUAACAAUUCUCUACUGAGUGACAAAAAAGUUUGCCGAAGGACACAUGCAACACAAGUAAACCUCAAAAUUUAGGGUUGGAAAGACAAUAAGAGUCACAGUUUUCCGUGUUAUACACAAAAACGUCAAACAACUGCUCACGAAAAACAACUACUCAUUAAUCAAUUAAUUGACGACAUACUCACGUCAUAUAGGUAAUAGAAAUUCGCGCAAGAGAAGAGACAUCACCGCCUAUACAAUCAGAGAAAAACGGUUCUCUAGUGGCAGUUAAGUUAAAACCUCAGAAGUAGCACAAGCUAGCCUAAAAUUGUAAGGAUAGAGAGACAUUUCGAUUGAUAGUUUUCCGCGUUAACACAAAAAACGCCAAAAAAUUGUGCUCGAAAAUAAGUACCACUCAUUUAUCAAUCUAUUGAUGCCAUACCCACGUCAUAUACGUAAUUGUCAAUUUAUAGUAUAUAUAACAAUUAUUCACCGAAGUGGAGGUGGCUAGUGGUGAAUAUUUACCGAACUGCGAAGCAGUGAGGUAAAUAUCCACGACUAGCCACCGACACUGAGGCUGCACUUGAGACGGCCGGAUCGGUACUCAACCAUAAAUACCUUCCUUAAUUUCCAGUGCGAAACUGCAAGGGAGGUUCCGUUACGGGGAAUGUGAAGCAUGCUGAACCUAGACACCUUCUCUUGGCAAGAGAGCCCGUGCAUAUAUAUAUAUUGUUUACUUUGUCAGCGCCUUGCCGUAAGGAUCAGUUUGCCGUUUUAUCUUUUUCUUUAGUGAAAAAAAAUGGCGAUGCACUAUAGCGAACGAAGUAAGCAAGUUUUAGCUUGUUUUUAAACUUGGAAUUAUUUUGAAGGAAUAAUAAAACAAUAAUUGAAUUUGACUUUUGUAGGAUAUGAAGAAUUAAGCCGAUCGAGGAAGGUGUUAUCCCCCGAGGACUUGGGCCUCGGUGGAUAACACCCUCCUCGAUCGGCAGUAUUCUUUAUAUCUAUUGUUUGUUUGUUUUUUAUUAUCAUUUUGCCAUACACACAAUAUACAUAUAAAAUUUAAAAAAUAUAUGAGGCAAGGGAGUCCAAGGAAGCCAAUAAGGCUUGUGUAUAGGACCACCAUUAAAAUUAUGUUAUCUAAUUAAUAAUUACAAUACUUACAUCGGCAAUUUAACUCUAAGUAAAGUAAGUAAAGUAAAACUUUAUGUACACAGGGUAGCCCAUUCAGCUCUAAGGGUGGUCUCCAUAGGGGCCCUGUAACUUAAAAAAUUAAUUAUUUAAACUGUGUACGGUUGGACCAGCAAGAUAUAAAACAGUGUCGUCAGCGUACAUAUUUACAGAACACUGUUUGACACAACGUGGUAGAUCAUUAAUGUAGACAAUGAAUAACAGGGGUCCGAGGAUGGACCCCUGCGGCACUCCAGAAGUGGCGGCAAGCUCUUUAGAUGACUGAGAAUCAGUGCGCGCGAACUACUUUCUUCCCGUGAAGUAAUUCUUCAACCAUGGAAGGCUUUAAUCGCAUACACCGUAAUACUCUAAUUUGCUAAGUAAAAUGCCAUGGUCAACUGUGUCGAAAGCCUUUGCCAGGUCAAUAAACACAGAACCAGUGACUAAGCACUUAUCCAUAUUCAUGAGAAUCUCGUCGGCGAAAUAGGUUACAGCCGUCUCAGUUGAGUGCAUUCUUCUAAAACCGGAUUGUGAUUUACAGAGCAAGUUAUGAUCGUCAAAAUAACUUGCAAGUUGCUUGUGGAUUAAACGUUCUAGGACUUUAGCCAGUACCACUGGUAAAACGGAUAUGGGGCGGUAAUUUCUUGGAUCAUCUUUUGUACCUGAUUUCUGCAGAGGGGUCACCUUCGCUUUUUUCCAUUCCGCAGGAAUAACGUUUUGUUGGAUAGUUCAAUUAAAAAUGACGGACAAUGGAGAAGUCAGGGCGUCUGAUCCGUCUUUAAGUAGACGAGAUGGAAUACCAUCAACACCUGUAGCUUUCUUCGAUUUUAAUUCUUUAAGAGCCUUACGAACCUCCGAUACAGUGAUCUUUCGUAGUUUAAAUUUUUCUGGACGAUCAAUAUGAGGCAGCCAUUUGAAAAAUGAUCGCGCGCUUGAUCGAUGGGUCGACCUUAAAUCUUCCGCACAAGAGACAAAGAAGCGAUUAAAAAUGUUACUUGUCUUUCGCUUCAUUUUCCAUACGAGCAGCAGCGCCGCUACUCUUAGAGCCAUUUUCAAGUAGUUGUUUUAGAUUUUUCCAGGUCCCACGGGAAUCUUCUUUUUUCUCCCGGAGCUGUUCAUUGAAAUAUCUUUGUUUCUCUUCUCUGAGCUUCAAAGUCACGACAUUGCGUAAGCGCUUGUAAGUGCUCCAGUGGAGUUCAAUGAAGUACGCACAAUUUGUUUGGACAUAGAAAAUAAUCAUUAAAUAGGAUAAAAAUAGAAAAGGCUGAACGUGUAAGUGCAAAAACGAGAAAGAAAAGGUGAGAAAAAAUAAUGCAAGAAUAAACGAGGAAAAAAGCGAAAGAAGCGAAAUCUACACACAAGAAUUAGGAGAGCUUAAGUAUACUUAUACCAAGAAAAAAUGACUUAAGUUUAGAAUUGAACAAAGCAAUACUAGGGGCAUUCUGAAUUUCUGAGCUAAGGGAAUAAAAUAUUUUGGGGCCCUUGAAAACGAAGUGAAAUUUUCUUACAUUUGUCUUGCAGUAGUGCAAACGGAAGGAAUUCUUACUUGUUAUAUGAAUGUACGUAUAUUUUCCCCCAUCAGUUUUGAUGUGUCCACGAUAUUGUCAUGCAGCGGUUGCGCACAUGCGCACGCAAAUUGCCCUCCUGUUCGGCGUGAACUGUUCACUAACAUGCCUAGACAAAAAAUGAUUUGGCGUUAAGGACACUUAACGCUCGCUGAUAAAUAAGCAAACUCUCCAAGCCUGUGGCAACUAUGAUUAGUUCUUCGUCGGUGACAUCACUUCAACCAGAAGCCGGCUCCUACUGCUAUCUACUCCUACAUACGAUUUUCUUCUUAGUUGCUCUAAACACCAUCCCAUUUGCCUCAUCAAUAUGAGGAGCAGCCGGAAGGGAGGGGCUAAAAUGCCAUUCUAUUUCCCUCCGUGGAGUCUUCCGGUGAAUCAUUUCUUUGUCGAUUCACAAGUUCUUUACUGGUUCAGUGACUGUUACAACGAAGUCGUUUCCAUUAAUCAUGAACAAUGUUUUACGUCUCUUACUCAAUUUAACAUUUGAAGUGCCCGACAAAUGAACAGUCUUUCUUUCUGUCGGAUCUGUCUUAUCUCAUUUCGCCGAGGAAAUCAGUCGGGAAAGUUUCUUUUUUUAGUUAAAACAUGACGAGAGAUAAGUCAAGUCAGUUUUCCUUCUCUUUCUUUUUAGAGCCAGUAUGUGUAGUUUCUAUCGCCGGACCGUACAGAAGAGGAAAGUCAUUUGUCUUAAGCGAGGUGUUUGGUCAACCAGAAGUAUUUCCUCUUGGACAUAAGAUGAAACCUGAAACCAUGGGAAUAUGGCUUUGGAUUGUGCCACGAGCAUUUGAGGUUAAUUGUUAUUGUGGUAAUUAUAUUGAAUAAAUACCAUGCAUGCAUCAUCAUCAUCAUCAUCAUCAUCAUCAUCAUCAUCAUCAUCAUCUUCAGCAUCAUCAUCAGCAUCAUCAUCUUCUUCUUCUUCUUGUUGUUCUUCUUUAUUGUUAUUGUUGUUAUUGUUAUUGUUAUUGUAAUUAUAGUGUUAUUUUAAUUAUAUUUGUAUUAUUACGAUAGUCUCUAUAAAAGCCAGAUGAAAAUUAAUUCGUUCUAUCUUUUAUAGGAUUCCACUGGCAGGGAAUUCAAGGUGGUACUACUUGAUACCGAGGGAACUGACGCUGUUACUUCUGAAAGUUAUGAUAACAGCCAGAUUUUCACGUUGACGGUCUUACUGUCUUCGGUUUUGAUCUACAACUCACAAUGUGUUCCUACACGGGCAGAUCGUGAAGGGCUAAAGUAUCCUCUAAACUAUUCAUCUUUUUUCAUUUUCCGAAUUUAUUUUCAUUGCAUUGGGCUGAAAAAAAAUCAUGUCCUAUGAUAUUUCAGUUAACUUUAAAAGGCAGUAAUUCAAUCUUUAUGAGGAGUUAAAUUUCCUUCACUAUUUUUCUAGCUAUAUCGCUAAACUCUCUCAGAGCAUCGAGGGGCCAUCAAAAACAAAAGCUGAAGCUGGAAAAUCGCAGGAAGACUUGAAGUUUUUCUGUAAAACAUUUCCUUUCCUCAUAUGGUUGCUACGAGACGACACUCUGGACCUACCAUCAGAUUGUAACAGCUACAAAGAGUACUUCCUGAAGGAGGUAUACUUUAUUUAA